AUGAAAAUUAUAUUCUAAAUUUUGUUAGCCAUUUCGUUGGCUUGGUUUUGGGUCAGUGUCGAAGACCGUGUCACAAGAGCACUAAGAAUCCUCAACAGCAACACCGAUAAGCCCUUGAAGAAGAAAAUCCUUUUUGCAUUUUCAAGCGAUGAAGACAUUCAAGUUUAAGCGAUAACUCUGUUAAGAGAGUUAGGAUGCAGCAAAGAGGAUAGAAAUUAGAAGAAUAUCUGCAGUAGCAUAUUAUUUCACUUCGAAAAUGGAUUGGGAUCCGAAUUGCAUGUUACUGAGGGUUUUGACAAUAUCGUGUAAAUUUCUAAGAGAAUUUCUACAUCCAAGGAUUUGGGCGGGAAUGCAGCUCAAAUGGCUCUCAGAGCAUUCAAAGAAGGUGGAGAUGUCUAUUUGUCUGCAAUAAUGUCCAAUCAUUAUUAUGAGAAUUUGUUCAAUUCAUCAAUAUCAAUCAUCCCCUAGAGUUUUUUGAGGGAGGAAAUAAGGGAUGUGCAUAUUGUGAUCAAUUUCGAUGAAGGGGAUAUCUAUGAUACCAUAAUAUGUCAACAUACAAAUAGGUUGUAUUUGUAGAAUGAUUAAGACAAUAUGAGGUUCCCUGGUUUGGAAAAUUUGGAAGCAAACAUCAAUUCAAUACACCCCGACUUAUUGGUGAUUGGGGGAUUUCAAUUGAUGAAUCAGAAACCAAAAAAGGAAUAUUAAGAAAUCAUUUUAAAAUUAGAAUAGAUCUUGAUUGGAUAGAAAAACAAAUUGAAGAUUCACUUUGAAAUGGGGGCUUUUAAUGAUGAAAAUCUAUUACUUUACUUAAUUGAACACAUAUUCCCACAUGUGCAUUCAACAGGAAUGAAUGAACAAGAGCUUUAAUUAUUAUACAAUUUCAUAACAAAAAAGUAAUUGGAAUAACAAUAAAUUAAUACCAACUAAUAAUUAGAAUUAAUUAUUAAGCUAUUUUAAGAAUUGAAUUUAGAAAGGGUUCAUUUUCAUUCCUAAACUAUUCAAAUGAUUUGUUCGAAUCAAAAUUGGAGAGAAAUUAAGCCUGCAUUACAUCGAUCUAUUCUAGUUGGAUUAAUUCAAGCGAUGAAAUCCUACAAUGACAAUUAAAUUGACUAAAAAUAUUUAAACGUGACUCAUCUUUAAAUGGCCUUAGAAGAAGAAGACUUGAUUCUAUAUCCAAGUAACACCGUCUUGAAUCAAGAUUAUUUAAUUGAGGAAAUGAACUUCUGUUGGCAUUUAUAAGAUCAACUUUAACAUCAAUGUUGCCUUGCUCCUGUUUUAAUCAACCCACACCCAAUGAGAACUUGUGGAUUAGGUGAUAAUAUAGGAAGCACGUCCUUAUUGUAUUAAUUAAAAUGA
Messenger RNA from Paramecium tetraurelia, 1356 nucleotides. RefSeq lists its product as uncharacterized. The transcript has 4 exons. Gene Ontology annotation, cellular component: endoplasmic reticulum. Gene Ontology annotation, biological process: glucose metabolic process. Gene Ontology annotation, molecular function: ADP-specific glucokinase activity. The record is from RefSeq and is a predicted model, not a curated record. Lineage: Eukaryota; Ciliophora; Oligohymenophorea; Peniculida; Parameciidae.